Molecule: messenger RNA, 382 nt
Organism: Pecten maximus
Lineage: Eukaryota; Metazoa; Mollusca; Bivalvia; Pectinida; Pectinidae
Exons: 3
Coding region: 55-363 (102 amino acids)
Source: RefSeq, a predicted model, not a curated record
UAGAUCUACAAGCCGUAAAUCACACGGUUAACUAUAGCUGCAUAUUGGCGAGGAAUGGAUCCGAGUCGCAUUGACAUUGACUCAUGUUUGUGUCCAGACGGCAAGUGGCAGUGUCCAGUGGGAGACUGCAAUCAAAAACUAUCUCGAAAGCAAACUUUGAAGCAACACAUAACAUCGUUACACGAUAUAGACGUGAGAUGGGAAGUAAAACAAUACAAGCUGUAUGAGUUCGACCAAUCAAUACCUGUCCCCAGAAGUACACAGGCAUGGAAAAGGAAGCGGCUACGUGAGACUUCAACUUGCAGUUCAUCAGCAUCACCAGAGAAGCCACCAGACAUUGGAGAAGUGAGAGAUAUUAGUUAACAAAUUACAUGUAGUUCAG